CCUUUGCUUCGUCACGUGACUCGAGCGCGCCAGAUCCAGAGCUGCUUUGGCGCGAGCCAGCGGGGGUUGAAGGCUGUGCAGAGAGUCCGGUCCGGUAAAUCCAGUGUCUGCGGUACCAGCCAACACCAUGCCAGUGGAACAGCUCGGCAGCGGUUCUCCUUCAUCAGAGAUGGAAGCUCCCUUUGAUGAAAUGGUCAUAACUCCAUCCAUGUUAAAAGAAGAAGAUAAGCUUGAAAAAGCUGGUGAGGUGGAAGAAAAGAAAAUGUUGGAAAAGGCUCGGAUGUCAUGGGAAAGGGAUUCUAAUGAGCUGCGUUAUAGGAGACUCCAGCAUUUACUUGAAAAGAGCAACAUUUAUUCCAAGUUCCUCUUAACUAAGAUGGAACAGCAGCAACUUGAGGAAACAAAAAGGAAAGAAAAACUUGAAAAAAAGAAACAGAAGCAGGGUGAAUCUGCAACGGCAAAAAAGCAAGCAACUCAGAAUGAAGAUCAAUCUGAUCCUAAGAAGAAAAGGCAAAGAGACGAAACUUAUAGUAUUUCAGACGUGAUGUCUAAAGAGGAAAUCUUAUCAGUGUCAAAGAAAAGCAAGGUUGAUAUGCAGGAUGAAAAGUCUCCUAGCAAACUCAACACCGAAGACCUAGAGAAAAAUGGAGACUCUAACAGUGUCAUUAAAGACCGUUUAUCCCAAGCAGUGAGGCACAAUGCCAAACAUCUACUUGACCCAACACGAACAGUAGAUGGGAAGCCUGUGCCUUAUCAACAGCCAAAGUACUUUAUUGGUGGGAUAAUGCGAUGGUACCAGGUGGAAGGCAUGGAGUGGCUCAGGAUGCUCUGGGAAAAUGGAAUCAAUGGCAUAUUGGCUGACGAAAUGGGUCUAGGAAAGACUGUACAGUGUAUUGCCACAAUAUCCAUGAUGGUUGAGAGAGGAGUACCAGGGCCUUUUCUUGUUUGUGGCCCAUUGUCCACUCUUCCUAACUGGAUGUCUGAGUUUAAACGAUUUUCCCCUGAGAUUCCUGUUAUUCUCUACCAUGGAAACCCGCAAGAACGUCGUGCAUUGGCACGAAAAAUUAAUCAGCGCCAUGGCUCUUUGAAGAUCCAUCCAGUGGUGGUAACUUCUUUUGAGAUUGCAAUGAGAGAUCGCCCUGCUUUACAGCGUACAUCCUGGAAGUACAUGAUUUUGGAUGAAGGGCACAGGAUUAAAAAUAUGAACUGUCGUCUUAUUCAGGAAUUGAAACUUUUUCAUUCUGACAACAAGCUACUUUUGACUGGCACACCUCUACAAAACAAUCUAGCAGAAUUGUGGUCUCUUCUUAACUUUUUACUGCCUGAUGUGUUUGAUGACCUGAGGAGCUUUGAAGCAUGGUUUGAUAUAACUGGAAUAACGCAAAAUGCUGCAGACAUUGUAGCCAAGGAACGAGAGCAGAACAUUCUACACAUGUUGCACCAGAUUUUGACUCCAUUCUUACUGAGAAGACUGAAGUGUGAUGUUACACUGGAGGUACCUCCUAAGCGUGAAGUUAUAGUUUAUGCACCUCUGACCCAAAAACAAGAAACUUUCUAUAAAGCAAUUGUUAAUCGGACAAUUGAAAACAUGCUUGGAGUGAAUAAGAAAACUGAUACAAUAAUAGCAUCCCCUGCUGGUGGAAGAGGUAAGAGACGGAGUCGCAAAGUGGUUAAUUAUUCAGAGCUGGACAAGGACACUCCAAAUGAUUUAGAAAAACUGAUCAGCAAACUUAUUAAACAGCAAGAACAACAAGAAGAAAGACCGGUGGUUGAUGUAAGCCUUCCGGUAGAUGCAGAAGUGAAUAUCAAAAUGAAAAAUGUUAUGAUGCUGUUGAGGAAAUGCUGUAAUCAUCCAUAUUUAAUAGAGUACCCUCUAGACCCAGGAACACAGAGUUUUAAGGUUGAUAAAGAACUGGUGAAUAGUUCUGGAAAAUUCCUUGUCUUGGAUAGACUAUUACCAGAGAUGAAAACGAGAGGACACAAGGUGUUAAUAUUUUCACAGAUGACUAUGAUGUUGGAUAUAUUAAUGGACUACUGCUAUUACAAAAAAUUCAAGUUCAGCAGGUUAGAUGGAUCCAUGUCAUACGGCGAAAGAGAAGAGAAUAUGCGGAAUUUUAACACCGACCCAGAUGUCUUCAUCUUCCUGGUUAGCACUCGUGCAGGGGGAUUAGGUAUCAACUUGACUGCUGCUGAUACAGUCAUCAUAUACGACAGUGACUGGAAUCCACAAGCUGAUCUACAAGCCCAAGAUAGAUGUCAUCGAAUUGGGCAGACCAAACCUGUUGUAGUCUAUCGUCUUGUGACUGCAAACACUAUUGACCAAAAAAUUGUUGAGAGAGCUGCAGCAAAAAGAAAACUAGAGAAACUGGUCAUUCACAAGAACAAAUUCAAAGGUGGACAAACUGGCAUGAACCAGUCAAAGAGCUGCUUAGAUCCCAAAGAACUGAUGGAGUUGCUGGAAUCUCGCGAUUAUGAGAGGGAAGUUAAAGGAUCAACUGAGAAAGUGAUUAGCGACAAAGACUUGGAACUGCUACUGGACAGAAGUGACCUUGUUGCACAAAUGAAAGACAAUGUUCUAGCUCAAAAAGCCAAGCAUGGGGUGUUCAAACUUGUUGAAGAUGAAGAUGCCACUGUGUAACAGGAAUCUAAAGAGCGACCUUUCCAAUGAAUACUGACCAUACUAGAACCUACUUAGGACUUUUAACCCAGUUUAAUGUGCAAAUAGCUUUAUGAAUCUGCAAAAUGUUCUAGUGAAAUAGAAGAGGACUUCAGAUAUCCUCAUGCUUAUUACUGCACUUUUACUUGAAUUCAAGAUCACUGUCAUGAACACUCUUCCUGUGGAAGCCUUUCUAAUUACAUGUCUACUGUAUUUUUGUUUCAAAUAAUUGUUAUAUUGAAAUUUGUGUUUAAUUAAAAAUCAUUUUAAAUGUG
Molecule: messenger RNA, 2931 nt
Organism: Pelobates fuscus (common spadefoot toad)
Lineage: Eukaryota; Metazoa; Chordata; Amphibia; Anura; Pelobatidae
Gene: HELLS
Product: helicase, lymphoid specific
Exons: 22
Coding region: 128-2638 (836 amino acids)
Biological process (GO): lymphocyte proliferation; pericentric heterochromatin formation; DNA methylation-dependent constitutive heterochromatin formation
Cellular component (GO): pericentric heterochromatin; nucleus
Molecular function (GO): ATP binding; ATP-dependent chromatin remodeler activity; chromatin binding
Source: RefSeq, a predicted model, not a curated record